ACCUGUCAAAACUUUAAAGCAAACGGCUUGCCGGAACGAACGGUUUUAUUUUGUAGCGCCUACUGACAAAACUUUCCUGCCAUUAUUCACUAUCGCCUCCCCCGAAAAGAGCAGAAAUUGUUCGAAAAUGAUGGACCCCGUGCUGCAACGCCACCUGAAGGGCCAUCGGGGAAAGCUGACCGGCCUGUCGUUCAACCCGGAAGGGACGCGUUUUGUGACCAGCUCCACCGACCACUCCGCAAUCGUUUGGACCAACAACGAACAGGUACGCUGCAUGCGAUUCGAGGCACACACGGACGUUGUGAACGAUGUGUGCUGGUCCCCGGACGGUCGCAUCAUAUCGACCGUCUCCAAGGACCGAUCGGUGAAGAUUUGGGUCCCGUCGAUGCUGGGCAACAGUGACGAGUUCCGGGGCCACACGUCGAACGUGCGCUCGGUGGAUUUCGAUCCGACCGGCAAGAAGCUGCUCACCGCUUCCGACGACAAAACGGUCAAGCUGUGGAAGGUGUCCCGCAAGCAGUUUCUUUCCUCCUUCACCGGUCACACAAACUGGGUGCGUUGCGCACGGUUUUCGCCGAACGGUAAACUGAUCGCCUCCUGCGGCGACGAUCGCACGCUGAAGCUGUUUGAUCCGGCGACCGGGCAGUGUGUGCACAGCUUCUACGAUCAGAAGGGGGCAGGCUGUAAGGUGGCCUGGCAUCCGGACAGUACCCUGGUGGCGAUCGCUCUGGACAACUGCCGGGUAAAGAUCUUCGACAUAAACAUAAGGAAAUUGAUCCAGUACUACCGCAUAUACGAUGGGCCGGUAAAUUCGCUCGAUUUCCAUCCGUCCGGCAACUAUCUCAUAACGGGCAGUGACGAUGGUGUUACCAAAAUCAUCGAUCUGCUCGAAGGCCGACAAAUAUUCACACUCACCGGCCAUCGAGGUCCCGUCACGACGGUGAAAUUUUCGAAAGAUGGACAGCUGUUUGCGACCGGAAGUGAUGAUUGUCAUGUAAUGCUUUGGAAGGCAAAUCUGGAUAAUGACUCGGCACAAAACUCACUGUACACACCAGAAGGCAGUAGCUGCGAGAGUACACAUCCGGCAGCCAGUGACCAGCGAAAGCUCAGCUUCAAUCGCGACGUGAGCGAAGCACAUGCCGAUGACGACGACGAAUCCGCCUACAGCUGCAACAAGGAAAACCUGCCCGAUACGAGCAUCUUUGUCGAUGCGACAAAGACGGAAAAUUUCAAAAUAUCGGACGCCGUCGAGGUUAGCGAUUAGUUUCCUUCUUCAUGCGUUAGGUUUAAGAUCUUCCAUUAAUUUAUGCCAUCAGUGGGGGAACUUUGGAGGGAAUCAGUGGGGGAUUGAAUUUUUACUUCUUGUUUCGCUUUAACUUGCUCUUACCUUAUCAUCAAAGGAAAUCAUAAUCAAACUGAAUAAACACUCUCCCAAAAACGA
Molecule: messenger RNA, 1441 nt
Organism: Anopheles gambiae (African malaria mosquito)
Lineage: Eukaryota; Metazoa; Arthropoda; Insecta; Diptera; Culicidae
Product: POC1 centriolar protein homolog
Exons: 2
Coding region: 128-1264 (378 amino acids)
Molecular function (GO): protein binding
Source: RefSeq, a predicted model, not a curated record